GGGCGGUCCGGGGCGGGGCCUGACGAGACCACUCGGGGCCCGGGCGCGGGGUCUCGGCAACGGGAGGAAGAUGGCGCCACGGAGGGUCGGAGCCGGGCCGCGCGGACUCCGGGCGCCGCCUGUGCUGCUGCUGCUGCUGCUGCUGCUGCUCGGGCCCUGGCCGGCGGCGGGCCACGGCGGCAAGUAUUCGCGGGAGAAGAACGAGCCCGGGGGGGAGUUCCGCAUGGAGAAGCUGAACCAGCUGUGGGAGAAGGCCCAGCGGGGUCCGUCUCUCCCGGCUGCAUCGUUGGUCCGUCAUGCGGCCGGUUGUCCGAUGUCCUCUGUUCUCAUCCUGCAGCUGCAGCUUCCUCCUGUGGAGCUGUCCGAACUCCAUGCUGAUCUGAAGAUCCAAGAAAGGGACGAAUUCAGCUGGAAGAAAUUGAAGGCCGAAGGCUUGGAUGAAGAUGGAGAGAAAGAAGCAAAACUUAUACGCAAUCUCAAUGUCAUUCUGGCCAAGUAUGGUCUGGACGGGAGGAAGGAUGCCCGAGCAGUCAACGGCAACUCCCUCGGCGACGGCGUGGAGCAGGACGGCCUGGGAGACCCCAGGCUGGAGAAGCUGUGGCACAAGGCAAAGACCUCUGGGAAGUUCUCCAGGGACGAGCUGGACAAACUAUGGCGGGAGUUCCAGCACCACAAAGAGAAGGUUCGCGAGUAUAACGUCCUGCUGGAGACGCUGAGCAGGACCGAAGAGAUUCAGGAGAACGCCAUCAGCCCCGAGGACGUGAGCCACGUGCAGGCGGAGGUGCUGGGGACCAGGCACGCGGAGCUGCAGGACCGGCUGCGGGGCAUCAGCCAGGGUUUUGACCGGCUGCGGAAAGUCAGCCACCAGGGUUACGACGGGGACGCCGAGUUCGAGGAACCCCGGGUGAUUGACCUGUGGGACCUGGCCAGGUCAGCCAACUUCACUGAGAAGGAGCUUGAGUCAUUCCGGGAGGAGCUGAAGCACUUUGAAGUCAAAAUUGAAAAGCAUAACCACUACCAGAAGCAGCUGGAAAUCUCUCAUCAAAAACUGAAACACGUGGAGCGAUUUGGCGACCACGAGCACGUCAGCCGGAACAAAGAGCGCUACGCCGUGCUGGAGGAGAAGACCAAGGAGCUGGGCUACAAGGUCAAGAAGCACCUACAGGACCUGUCCAGCCGGGUCUCGAGAGCGCGCCACAACGAGCUGUGAUGGACGGGCCGGUGCAGCCCCGACAACGGGCCAGCGUGCUCUGGGGCAGCGUCUGUGUGAACAGGACCUCGGGAGGGCGAGAAGGGGUCCUCAGCAGGGCGGGUGGCCUCAUGCCAGGGGCGCCUGGCAGGGGGCCCAUGAGAUCGCGUCCCAGCCGGCCCCCCAAGCAAAGCUGGCGUCCCAGCGGCAGGAACGCGACUCCCAGCUGCCUACUGGGAGGCGGUCCUCUGUGCUCCAGCAUUGGAGUCAAGAUCUCAUAAAGCUGCCCCUGGGAACUCUGUACGGAA
Messenger RNA from Hipposideros armiger (great roundleaf bat), 1497 nucleotides. RefSeq names its product LDL receptor related protein associated protein 1 (gene LRPAP1). The coding region runs from base 71 to 1210 and encodes 379 amino acids. The transcript is spliced from 8 exons. Lineage: Eukaryota; Metazoa; Chordata; Mammalia; Chiroptera; Hipposideridae. Gene Ontology annotation, biological process: negative regulation of receptor internalization; negative regulation of very-low-density lipoprotein particle clearance. Gene Ontology annotation, molecular function: very-low-density lipoprotein particle receptor binding; heparin binding; low-density lipoprotein particle receptor binding. Gene Ontology annotation, cellular component: endomembrane system; rough endoplasmic reticulum lumen; plasma membrane. The record is from RefSeq and is a predicted model, not a curated record.